AUGAGCCACUUCACGUCACCGUUUGGUAGUGGUCUACCGUCGGAAACACGACGAUCUCGGGAUCAAUACCAAGAGCAACAACCACAACAAUCACAGCAACAACGGCUCUGGGAGAGCUUUCACUCAUCGCCGUUGUUUCAGUCUCCGCGCGGGAACUAUACACCUGUGCAGCUGAGCACUCGACUACGGAACUUGCAAUCGAGCCCAGCAACCAUACGCGACUUUGUUGGCCUCCUAGACGAGGAGGAUAUGCGGAAUGAGUUUGGCGUUCUCGGUUCGUGCAUACACACACCAGUCGAUGGCAGCCAGAAAGCUUCGGCACCACUCCUCAGCGAAAUCGACAACAUCUCCAUUCAAGAAGCACUCAUUAUCAAGGAUUUGACCUUUGUCUUGCUUGGAUUGAAAGGAAACUAUAUACACUACAGUCGGAGCUACGACCCGCUUUCCGUUUCCUCGAGGAUACGGGGCCCCGAUUUCAAGUUUGCCAAAAAUUUGGAUAUAGCCUUGAAGAACCUUGCUAGGAAAAUGAGCCACAUUGGUAAACAGUACAGCGGGUUGAAAGCCUUUGUUCAAGUUUACGACAAUGAGACCCACGGGAAAACGGUCCAGGCGCUUUGUCAAGCGAUAACCGAGUUUCUCGAUUACUACGACACGGUGCUUUUACAGAUUGAAAACGAGUUUGAGUUCAACACAACUUUCAGCAUGAACUCUUUAGAGCAGAUUCUUUUGGAAAAAGUGUCGAUCAAAAUUGAACAUCUCUACCUUAUUGCAUUGAGCAUUUACCGAGCCGAUGAAGAGCGAGCGACAGCUGUGUUCUCGGAAGAAGAUAUGCUAAAGACGCAAACAGCUACAGCAACAGCUACAGCUACCGCUACAGCCACAGCCACAGCCACCACCACUGCAAGUGCCACCAACAAGGCCUCGCAUUUGUACACGGAGAAAUCCAAGCUAUGCAAAGGUGGCCUUGUUCUCAAGAUUAUACAAGAACGAAUGCGGGUUUUCAAAGGAGACAUGAAAUCGACAGAGUAUUUAUCACAGGUGUUUGACGCGGCAAGCGUGCAUUACGUUGACAUGCUCAACCAGUGGCUAAUAGAUGGCUUCGUCGACGACCCGUUUGAUGAGUUUAUGAUUCGCAUUUCAAAAUUGUCCGGGAGAUUACAAGGCCAGUUUCAAACGAAAAGCGAGUUUUACUGGAGAGAGCUAUUUUGGAUCAAGGAAGAUGGGCUAUUGGAGCAAUUUACAAGUCUGAAGAUCCAACUAGAGAUACUCAACACAGGGAAAUAUUUGAGCAUUUUCAAAAUGUGCACCGGAUUCCAGAAUUUUGAGUUUUUGAAUGAAAGUUUGCAACGUAUCGACAGCCUCAAUGCUCCGGAUUUGGAGCUAAAGAUUGAUCUAUUUUACCGCAGGGCUAACAAACUAUUGAUCAAGUUGCUUUUAGACGGUUACAACUUGCAAAGCUUGCUCGCUAGUUACCAAAGACUCUUUUUGCUCAACAAUUCGUUCAAUAUUGAUGUUUUUCUACAGAGAGCGUACCCGGAGUUGAAACGGAGCAAGUACCGAAUAUCCAAAUCCAGCAUCCAGCGCGAAUACAAUGAAAUUUUUAAAUCAGAGACCGAGGUGGACGUGGGUUCCAAAACUCGAAUUUGCGAGUUGGUCAAUAGAAGUCAAUGUUUCCGAAUAUCUGCAGAAAAUUUCUACGAGAUGAUUGAGGAACUUAUGGGCGACGACGAGUUUUCCUCCUCGGCCAUGCUCGAGAAAAGGAGAGGGGAUUUUAGUGGUGUUGGUGUUGGGGGUGGUGGUGUACGUAAUCACACCGACACUACAGGUUCGACGCCGCAUUCAGGGCAAGACAAAACCGAGGACUAUACUUUUCUAAGCGUUGAUCUAAGUUUAUCCUUGCCCUUCCCUUUGAAUCUCGCCGUUGUAAAGCAAACGUCAUAUCAAUACGAGCUCAUGUUCAAGUUCCUAUUUAUGCUCAAAUUUGUGGCAAAGCAGAGCGACUUGAGCUGGCAGGAGCUCAAUUGUUCGAAAGUCUGGACAGACGCGACGCAUACUGUCGAAGCACGGAAAUGGAUUCUUCGAUGCCGAAUAUUGCAAUCACGGAUAAGGGCGUUUGUAGGUGAAGUUCAAAGCUAUGUCAUGCACGACGUCACCGAGGAAAACUAUCAAGCUUUGCAAAAGCUGAUUACCCAGCUCAAGGAAAAGAUGAACAGCGAGGAUCUCGGAUCCAAUGUCGAGGACCCGAACCAGGCUUUUUUCAACUUGCCGCUGCAAUGGAGCAGCAGCAACAAGAAUAACGCGAUUUUCGAUUCUCAGAUCGGCAAGAGGAACGACGACAAGAAUGUGGUUGAAGAGCACACCGUGACGAAACUAGUGCGUGACAUCCAGGGUUUCACAACAACUCUAUUGAACGAUUCGCUCCACACGCGAUUUGAAACGAUCCAAUGUCUCCGUGAUAUCUUUGACUUUAUCAGCAAGUUCCAGAACUACACCGUGCACAUGAAGCGGUACUUGGUGUUGAUAAACCGCGAUCUACAGCGCGAUUUCGCGGUGGAGCUACCGGAGCGGUUCAACAAGGAGAUGGAUGACGAGCUGGUGCAAAAGAGGUUCGAUUACAUGACUGAAAGUUUCCUCAGCAGAUACCAACGCUUUGGUGAACUAUUGGGGAAAUUCUUAAUGACGAUCAAGGUGGUGGGCGAGAAGGAGAAUCGAAAGUUACUUGACCUUAGCCAGAGACUAGAAGCAUGUUUCCCAGAAUGA
This is a messenger RNA of Lodderomyces beijingensis, 2760 nucleotides long. The record is from the annotation of a GenBank genome assembly. NCBI's taxonomy places the organism in Eukaryota, Fungi, Ascomycota, Pichiomycetes, Serinales, Debaryomycetaceae.